Micropterus dolomieu (smallmouth bass) is the source of this 2594-nucleotide messenger RNA. RefSeq names its product protocadherin gamma-C5-like. Lineage: Eukaryota; Metazoa; Chordata; Actinopteri; Centrarchiformes; Centrarchidae. The coding region runs from base 1 to 2436 and encodes 811 amino acids. Gene Ontology annotation, molecular function: calcium ion binding. Gene Ontology annotation, cellular component: plasma membrane. Gene Ontology annotation, biological process: homophilic cell-cell adhesion. The record is from RefSeq and is a predicted model, not a curated record. The transcript is spliced from 2 exons.
AUGGCUCUCGGACAGGUCCGUUAUUCUAUACCCGAGGAGAUGUCGGCAGGCUCGGUUGUCGGCAAUAUCAUUCAGGACCUAGGCUUGGAUGUUAAGCGGCUGAAAUCUGGGCGGGCUAGGAUAUUUACCGAGGACGGCAGUGAGUACAUUGGUCUGAAUGCAGAAAAAGGAACAUUGGUGGUGGCAAAAAGGAUAGAUAGAGAAGAAUUGUGCAAGCAAGUGUCUCCUUGCUCUCUUCAUUUCCAAAUCAUACUAGAAAAUCCAAUGGAGUUGCAUCGAAUUGAUGUAGAGAUUACAGAUAUUAAUGAUAAUGCUCCGUUUUUUUCCAAAAGGGAAUACAGUUUCCAGGUUAUUGAGUCUGCCUCACCAGGGGCUCGCUAUUCGCUUGAGAGUGCCCGAGAUCCCGAUGUAGCACAUAAUACCAUUCAAACAUACAAACUCAACCCUACGGAUAAUUUCAAAUUGAAUGUUGUUUCUCGCCCUGAUGGAACGAAGUAUAUUGAAAUGGUCCUUCACACGUCGCUUGACAGAGAAAAACAAGAAGAGCAUAAAUUAACUCUGACAGCAUUUGACGGUGGUAAUCCUCAGAAAUCUGGUUCUGUUAAAAUAAAUGUCAUUGUUUUGGAUGCAAAUGACAAUGCACCAGUAUUCAGUCAGUCUGUUUACAGAGUAACAGUUCCUGAAAACGCGGCUAGGGGCACUGUCAUUUUAAGAGUCAGUGCCACUGAUAAAGAUAAAGGAGCAAACGAAGAGGUGAUGUAUUCUUUCUCCCAGCACACCGACAGUGCAUCAUCCUUGUUCAACAUGGAUCCCCAUAACGGGGAAAUGACUGUAAUUGGUGUGUUAGAUUACGAAAAAGCGAAACAUUAUGAAAUUGAUAUCGAAGCUACAGACAAAGGAGGGCUGACAGACACAAGUAAAGUGCUAAUUGAGGUGACCGAUCUUAAUGAUAAUACUCCUGUCAUAAGCAUAAUAUCCCUCUCCAAUCCCAUACCAGAGGAUUCUGCUCCAGAUACUGUUGUAGCAAUGCUCAAUAUCAAAGACUUGGACUCAGGUAAAAAUGGCCAAGUGAAGUGUUUCAUUAGCCCAGAUUUACCUUUCAAAAUCAAAUCUUCAUCGACUAAUUUUUAUAGCCUGAUGUCUGACGAUGUUUUGGACCGUGAAACGGUGCCUGAAUAUAAUAUAACAAUAACAGCAAUCGACGAGGGCUCCCCGCCGUAUUCUGCAAACAAGACAAUUCAUUUAAAAAUAUCGGACGUAAACGACUACGCCCCAGUGUUCCCACAACCAUUUUUGACAACUUUCAUUACUGAAAAUAAUUCACCUGGCAUGUCACUCCUCUCUGUCAAAGCCAAUGACAAAGACUCUGGCAACAACGCGCGCAUUUCUUACUUUCUUGAAGAUAGCCAACUGAACGGGAUGUCAGCCUCCACUUAUUUUUACAUUAACUCAGAUAACGGCAGCAUCUACAGCAUGCACUCGUUUGACUAUGAGAAACUGAAGGUGUUUCAGAUUCAGGUUCAGGCAAAGGACCAGGGCUCUCCGUCUCUCAGCAGCAACGCCACCGUCCAUGUUUUUAUCCUGGACCAGAACGACAAUGCCCCCGCUGUUAUUUACCCCUCCUCCGCUGCCCUGGGCUCCCUCUCUCACCAGAGGAUGCCCCGCUCCGCUAAAGCGGGUCACCUGGUCACAAAGGUGACGGCCGUGGACGCUGACUCGGGCCAUAACGCCUGGAUCUCCUACAGACUGGCGGAGGCCACAGACGCCUCUCUGUUCACUGUCAAUCUGUACACAGGGGAGGUGAGGACUAAACGCGCUGCGUCCGAGCAGGACGACUCCUCUCAGAGGCUGCUUAUAGAGAUCAAGGACGACGGGGAACCGGUCCAGUCCUCCACCGUCACGGUGUCCAUCCUGCUGGAGGACGGCCUCCAUGAGCCCAUCUUAGACCUCCGACAGAAAGCGGCCGAGCCCAGCAAGAAAACUGGGAGAAUCACCCUUUAUCUGAUUCUCUCUCUGGCCUCGGUGUCCGUGCUGUCUCUGCUGACUUUUCUCAUCUUAGCGGUUAAAUGCAUCAGGAACAGCAGAAGCAGCGGUAGUUGCUGCACGAGACGGAGCGACUGUGAUGAUUACAAGAACCCCAACAGAAACCUGCAGAUACAACUCAAUACUGACGGACCUAUAAAGUACGUGGAGGUCCUGGGAGGAGACAUGUUGUCUCAGAGUCAGUCCUUCAGGUCCUGUAUGUCUCCGAUGUCAGAGUACAGUGAUUUCACUUUGAUUAAACCCAGCAGCACCACUGACUUUAAGGAGGUGAUCAGUGUCCUGGAUGCGUCUUUACCCGACAGCACCUGGACCUUUGAGAGCCAGCAGGUGAGCAGAAAACAAAAUGCAGAUUUUAAGAUUUUUAUCUAUCGUUUUGUUAAAGACUGUGUUUAGAAACAGUUAAAUGUGUUGAAAACAUUUGUCAAUAUAGUCUCACAUACAUUUCCAUAGCCAUUUCUGAAUAGUUUAGCACCGCGAUGGUGGAUAGCGACUCUUUGUGUAAUGCAGCGGUGCUUAAAGGCUUAUGAUCAAAGUAUGUGUGCGGGCGUGUG